AUGCCACAGACAAGCCGCUCUGACAAGCCUGACGGACAGAACGCACACAAUGGCUCAAAUGUCUCUGCCAUCAACGGGGCGAACAUGCCGAAAGCCGACGAAGAAAACGGGGGCGGCCAUUGCUCCGAUGGAUCAGAGAAUGAUUAUGACCGAUUAAAGGAUUACCCGGGGACCAUUGACUAUUACAGCUUGCUCGCAUUAGCUCGAGACCCUCCGCCGACGGAAGCGCAAAUACGCUCGGCCUACAAAACGUUGACGCUCAGCUUCCACCCGGACAAACAACCCGAAGCGCUAAGAGAAGCAGCUACGGCGCACUAUAACAAGAUACGUGACGCGUAUGAGACCCUGUUAGAUCCCAAGAAGCGAGUUGUGUAUGACAUGUUGGGUGAAGACGGAGUGCGGCACACUUGGGCGGAGGGAGGGCUGAUGGGUAGAAAUGGAUACGCUGAAAGCCAGCAAAUCGGGGUGAAGGCGAUGGAUGAAGCUGAAUUCCGUCGCUGGUUUCUGGAGGCCAUGAAGCGUCGGGAGAGGGCUAUUUUGAAUGACCUGGUGGAUGCUAGUGGAGUGAUUCAUCUUUCAGUGGAUGCGACAUCUAUGUUCGAGACUACACCGGACGGAGAUGUCUCGAUACGUGUACCCAACCUGAGGCCAUCAGCGUUUUUACUUGGAUAUGCGCUUCCCAUACCACUUCCUGACCUGUCUUGGUUUUACUCCUCAAAAUCGGCGGCGAAUGGAGAGGAAAAUGAAGAUAGAGAUGAACCACCAACGGGUGAUGGAUUAUCUGCAAAUCAAAUGCCUACUAAGUUGCAACUACAGGCUUCAGUAAACGGUCGUUUUGGAAAGACGGUUCAGACCGUCAAACUUUUAAACCCGGAGACAGGAGAAAAAUUUGACGGACAAAUGCGAAUACCUCUAACGAUUCGUAAUGCGAACGUUAAUUUCGGAGCUACAUUUACACACGUCAUCAGCAAUGACCCUUCCAGACGAGGUAUCCUCAAAGGGCCGCUAUUAUCGUUUCUCGGCGAAGGAGGUGUAGUUACCUGUGACUGGUCAUCAGGAUCGCUUUCAUGGCCAGAAUUCCUUAUGGGUAUGUUCAUGGAUGCUGGCAAACGCGACCAAUACGGUGGAUUUCUGAGACUAUAUUCGAUGAGUGGCAUUUCGAUCGGAUACACGAGCUUGCCGACAAUACUGCUACCUGCAGACCCACAUGACGAUGAUCACGAGACGGAUGAAGGUGAUAGGGAUAUGCUUUUUCCGGACCAUAACUAUAACCACCCCAAGCAGCCUCAGCAGCUGCCGAAGCCCAAUGAGACCUGGGGUUUCAACCUUGGUUCAUCGCCAGCGGGCGUUAACCUAACCAUGCAAUAUGGACGGACGAUUUUUGCACGGAAGCCGGCGGAGCCAUUACGUUCCGAGUGGAGUAGCGAGGGCUAUUAUCCCAGCAAAAGUCGGAGUGGCAGCGGUGCCAUACGGCUAGGGCUUCGCGUGGUGAUUGAGAGUGACCUCAGCAUGGGCUGGUCCCUGUCUGGCUCACGGAGAGUUGGCGAAUUCACCCGCAUGGGAUUGACAGUGUCUACAAUUGGCGGCAUGGGGCUUGGUUGCAGUGUCUCAUGGAGUAGAUUGGGGCAAACCUUCAAAAUACCCAUAGCUUUAUGUCCCGUUGACAAAAUCACCGGUGAUCUGUGUACCUUGGCGGUCAUAAUGCCGGCCGCGGUCUAUGGAGCGGUUGAAUUUGGAUACCUGCGUCCCAGGGCUCGGCGGAGGGAAAAGCAGGAAAUCGCAAAGAUGCAAAAGAGACUUACAAAACUGGUUGCGAAGCGGAAAGCAGAAAGCGUGCUGGCAGUUUCAAUGAUGAGGGAUCAGGUCUUGCGAAGGCAGGAUCGGGAAGCUGAACGAGACGGGUUGGUGGUUGUUCACGCUGAAUAUGGAUGUCCGCCAACCUCGACCUUGAAGAAUAAGAAGCAACAAAACUGGACCACUGCAGUUGACGAAUGCUAUGAAGAAGGCAUGAUAGAUGUCACGAUUCCGGUCGCGGCACUAGUUGAUCAGGGACACAGACAUCUGGGUGUCGUGUACAGAAUAUGUACAGCAGAGGAUAUAUACUUCUCGGAAGCAAAACAGGAAUGA
Messenger RNA from Histoplasma mississippiense, 2127 nucleotides. RefSeq lists its product with no specific name. NCBI's taxonomy places the organism in Eukaryota, Fungi, Ascomycota, Eurotiomycetes, Onygenales, Ajellomycetaceae. Gene Ontology annotation, biological process: cristae formation. The transcript is spliced from 6 exons. The record is from RefSeq and is a predicted model, not a curated record. Bases 1 to 2127 code for a protein of 708 amino acids.